Molecule: messenger RNA, 2691 nt
Organism: Perca flavescens (yellow perch)
Lineage: Eukaryota; Metazoa; Chordata; Actinopteri; Perciformes; Percidae
Product: putative cytochrome P450 120
Exons: 11
Coding region: 206-1486 (426 amino acids)
Biological process (GO): sterol metabolic process
Molecular function (GO): oxidoreductase activity, acting on paired donors, with incorporation or reduction of molecular oxygen; iron ion binding; heme binding
Source: RefSeq, a predicted model, not a curated record
UCAACCCAGAGAGUAGUGACAACAAUGAGAUAGCAGUAAUUUGAUACACAGGUAAUGUUAGAGCCACGCGGAUUAAAAUGAUUAGCUAACCGGCAAUGACAGCGGGAUUUACUCUGAACCGAGUCCCUUUCGUUUGAGCGGAGAGUCGCUAUCGCUAAUUUAUUUUAUUUUAUUAGUGAAAGUGCGUCUCCAACGUCGGACCUGAAUGUAUAAACUACCAGGAAAUGCUGGUGUGUCGGUGUUUGGGGACAAGUCGCUGGAGUUUUACCGGGACCCGGUGAGCUUCUGCCAGCAGAGGAUCGAGAAACACCGGAGCAGAGUGUUUCAGUGCCGCAUGCUGAACAGACCGACUGCCUUCAUCUGCUCCGUGCAGGGGAUGAGAGAGCUGCUCUGUGAGAAGUCCAACUUGUUCCUGAAGGAUCCAACUGACCUGAUGACCAACAUGUAUGGUGACACCGUUGUCACCACUAAUGGUGAGGAGGCAUGUCUUCUCCGCCUGUCUCUCACCAGCCUGUUCGCAGGAAGCUGUUUGGAAUCAUCCAGUGAUUAUAUCACCAGUGUAUGUGAGCGCUGUCUGAAGGACCUCUCUCUCAGUGGCCAGCCAGAGUGUGUGUACUCUGCCUUUAAGCGCCUGGGCACAGAGUUGGUUUUGGGCCUUUUUCUGAACAUACGAGCGGAGGAGCAGCCUGACCUAUUCCAGGAAAUCAUGCAGCUCUGCACCCAGCACUGGCAUGGUCUGAUCUCUGCUCCGAUCAACCUGAAGGUUCCUCUGUGGUCGUCGGGUUUCUCCACUGCUCUGGAUGCCAGAGACAAACUGAUGGUCAUCAUUAAAGACAAACUGGAGAAUGACACACAGGGUUUUGUCGGCUCUCUUGGUUCUUUGCCGCUGCCCGACUCCACUUCUGCCUCCCAGCAUCUGCUGCUGUUCAUCUCGGCUCUGAUCCCCAAAGCCCUGGCAUCGCUGCUCACCUCCUUCACACUGGCACUCAGUGGAAACAAACAGGCCCGUCUGCGAGCGAUGGAAGAUCCUGAUUACCUGCGCACAGUACUGCUGGAGGUGCAGAGACUUUGGCCUCCUUUCAUUGGUGGACGCAGAAUAGCUGAUCAGGACACUACGAUCGCAGGGUUUCCUGUUCCAAAGGAUUAUGGUGCGAUCUAUAUCAGCCACUCUGUCCACCGCGACCCAGAGGUGUUCCAGCAGCCGGACAACUUCCUGCCGGAGAGAUGGAGCGGAAGGAAUGCAGGCCAGGAGCACUACCUGUGUUCGUUCGGCAACGGGCCUAGAAGCUGUAUUGGAACUAAACUUACUGAUGUCUUCCUUAAGGAAGCGUGCAUGUACCUGUUAAAGCACUACGACUGGUGUUUGGACCCUCCAUCACAGGACCUUGAGUACAAAUGGCUGCCUGUGUCUCGCCCCGCUAACCCCCCCACCAUCUCUUUUACCCGACUGGAUCUGACCAGAUCUGACAGGAGCGACACCAACUAGGGGAUGCACAGUAUGUUUGGUGAUGUACCUGCUUAUAAAUUAAAAGAAAAAGGGGGAAAAAAAGAUAUGAGCAUUAAAGACUGUAGCUAGAGGCCACAUAUGCCUGUCUAGAAUGUGCAGAACAAGCUGGAAAAUAUGUGAACACACACACACACACACACACACACACACACACACAGGGAAGCCAGCAAACUGUGAGGCUUUCCCUGCUGCGUAUAAUUCAGUAAUCGUCCUGGGGAAAGCCGAGGAGUGUACUGGUUUCACUCUGUGUUCUCUGCCAGAUAUUCCGCAGCUUUGCUUCAUGAAUCUGCGACAGAAGACAAGCAUUUAGUCUGGUCUGUUUUUUAAUGGGUCAUUUAUUACAGUUUAAAAAGAUUCACCAGAUCCACAAGAUGAACCUGUCUUAUACAUCAGAUGUUGCUUCUAGGGUGAAUUGAGGUACACCUUCCUUUUUGUCGUGGUGGAAUUAGCUGUGAACAGAAAUUGAAAUUACUUCCAAAACUGCAGCUUUUAUGCGGUGAGAAAUCACAUUUCUUUUUACCACACUGCAGCAUCACUAUUUAAAUCAAAUAAAUCCAAGGGAACACACACACACACACACACAAACACACACAUACUUGCACGCAGAGGUAAGCCCUCAGAUUCCCUACCUAACUGCAAACCUGUCUCCCCUCCCCCUUCCACCACCUAGCAACCACCACUGCUUAGCAACAGUUCGUCAUACCGACACUGACUUCAGUAUGCAAGUCUCACAAACACACACACACUUGCACACGCUAACCUGGUUAUUUUUGAAAGCGGUUGGCAGUGAUACACAUACCAUCUGAAUCACAUGCAAAUAAUGCCAGAAGGCGUUUGAGAGCUACAGUUUAAAUAACCUUUGUAACCUGAAUGAUUUUUAGCCCAUGAAUCAUAAACUAAACUACACUCAUUAUGUGUCUGCCUCAUAGAUAAACAUUUUUUUUUAUUUGUAACUAAUAAUUUAUUAAUAUUCAAGUGUGGUACACAUUCGUUUUAUUAUAUAGUGUGUACGUUUGCAUUUGUCUUUCAUAGUCAUUUGAAGGCUGUAAUUGUUGAAUGUCUUUCUGAUUUGACGUACGAGACAGUGUCUUACUUCAUGUAAUGUUACUAUAACAUCUUACUAUCAUGCUACAUUGUUCUUUUAUGAGCUUAUGUGCUAUAUUUUUAGUAAAAAAAAAAUUACA